AUGCUUACGUCGAAACUUCUAUUCCACAUCGGCCGAAAGAGCGCACUCUCAUGAGAUCUCCUAUCCUUAAUAGCAGGAAUCGGGAUAUCUGUAUUCGAUUCUAUUACCACGCACAUGGUAAAGACGUCGGAUCACUAUCCGUUGUGGUUGAUUUGAAAGACUCUUACGAUGCCAUCACCCCAUUCUCGAUCUCCGGCGACCAGGGAAACAUAUGGAAUCCUGCAAACGUGUACCUCCCAGCUAGCUUCACUUUCAUCCAUAACUUCAGGAUUGAAUUUUCUACGGAGAAACUAAGGGAUGGUUUCGAGGGCGACGUCGCUAUCGAUGAUAUCCUAUUCUUGCAGCAACCAUGUGACGGGUAUCCGUCAGAAAGCGAGUGUACCUUUGAGGAAGGUCUAUUUGGCUGUGGAUACAGUGACGACCAAACUGCCGAGUACCAGUGGGAAUGGUUCGAUAUCCUGGCUGUUGAAGAGCCACCUCUGAACUUGAUUUCAACUUCAUACAUGUAUGCCAAGGCUUCGAUUCCGAGCCCCGGUCAGACAGCCGAAUUCUACUCUGGAAUCUACGACCUCAACGGCCGGACCCAUUGUCUGACAUUCGAUGUCGUCCUCACAUCAGACAACACUCAACAACUCCUGAUUCAGGCACAAGAAAUGGAAGCAGAGACAAGACACGAUAUAGGCAGUCUAACCGGAGACAUCGAUGGGUCUUGGUUUACAUUGGGUUGGCCCCUACAGGGAGACCUCCUGAAUUCUCCAUUUCAACUCGUUUUUAAAGCGGUGUAUGGGCAGAGUACCGAUGGAGUCAUAGCUCUUGACAACGUAUUCUUUUCAGAACAUCUCGACGUUUGCAAAGAAAAUGUAGCACAUCCUACAAAGGUGCGCAUAAAGAGCAGUUCACUGCCGACCGUCACAACGAUAAGUCGUCAACCCCAAACAAGAAGUAAUCCUAAAGUCAGCAUGGUCGUCGGUGUCAUCAUGGCCGUCGUCAUCGCAGCCGUAGUCCUUAUCGGUGUCCUCAUGUUCUUAAAAUAUAGAAGCUCGACUGGGUCACUGACUGUCGGGAAUAAGAAUGAAAGGCUGGAUGCAAAGCCGUUCUCUAUGGAUUCCCAGGAUACCGGAGGGGAGCGUAACUCCAAUCCGCAAAUGGUUAAUCAUGGGACUGACCAGGGGUUGCAAGCUUAGUUUUGCAAUCUGAACUAGAGUAAUAAUUAUCAGAUAAGAAAAGAUUUAUCAAUUAUUGUUGGCAGAAAAAUAUAAUCAAUUGAAUGAUUGUCAUAAUGAUAAUUCCAUAUAAUCAAUCGGUAGAUAUUUUCAUCUUCUGCUACUGGAAGACAAUUUGAUACAAUGUUGAAGAGUUGUGUGUAUCAGGAGCCGCGAAACGGUUUUGAAAGUGCGGGGCUGAGCUGAAAGUUUGGGGGGAUGACAAUGUACAAAAUCCAUAAUCAGAUGGUCAUUUGUACGUUUUUGUACACGGAUUUGGAAAAAAACGCUGGCCCCUAUGUAUACAUUCUGAUAAAUAGGAACUAUUUGGGUUUUUUUUUCAAUUGAUGUUAAACUCGACUUUAUGUCCAAGUAAGGAAUGAUUUUUUUUGUCCAUGAUGCCAUAAUACAACAAGAGUUGCAGUAAUUUUCUGAGCAAAUACCUUUUAGGUUGAGUAACCAUGGAAAUGUGAGUAGAGAGUGUUUAUUGUACAAUUUACAUGUUACUUCAAGUAAAUAUAUGUUUCCAAUAUAUUUCACUGCAGCUUAUGGCCAUCUGGAUUAAGGUUACGUCAUUAGUUAUGUAGGAUGCAUAUUCAAGUAAACGAUUGUUCAGAUAUUUUGUUGAUAAAUUUGACACCAAAUUGAAAGAGGCAUAGGAAAUUUGAAAGUAUGAAAAUGUGGAAUCAUUUGUAUUUCCCAAAUGUGUUUAUUUGUGCAGUAAUUCAACAGACCCGACUAGAGGCUUAAAAAUGACUCACAAAGGUUACAUGACAAUCAAUAUCAAGGUACAGGUAUGUGGAUUUUUUAAUAUCAAUGUUAAUCUCUCAGGUGCUGAUGUAAAUAAAAAUAUCCAUGGGCCAGUAGUUUAGAUUGCUUUAAAUGGUCCUACUCUGUCAAUAUCUGUUUCAAAUUUUGGUAUUUAGUUUAAAAAAAUAAUUAACACAAUAUUAUAUAAUGCAAAAUAGUGUAUUUGUAGAAAAAUAAAUGAAAACGUUUUGAAACAUGUGUCUUUUUUUAAAGAGUUUAACAAGAAAUAAGAUAAGAUAUCAAAUUCAUUUCAAAGUUUUAGUUCAUCAAGACAUAAUGAAAAUCUGUGACGUCUGAAGAUGUUGCUACUGAUUUGCAUAUCAAUAAAUAAAUGUAACUAUCAUUAAUGUUAUUAUCACUAUUAUUAUUGUUAUUUUUAUUGCAUACCACAACUUAUUAAAAGCGCAAAUACAAUAUACAUGUACAAGUGACUUAUCAUUGUAACGCUUAGAGUCUCCUCUUUCGUCUGAUAUAACUAACAUGUUUAAAUUGAUUAAUGGAUACCAAGAGUGAAAUGGAGGUCAAAAAGAAAAUCACAUGUAUUAAUUUUUUAAUAUCUUUUCUUUAAUUUAUUAAACUCAAUUACAGAAGUCCAUAACAUUUCAUGAAACAGACGAUUGAUGACGUGUUUUCGCGAAUUUCUUACCAUAGCAAAUGUACGGCUUACAUGGGAAUUUCGUUUAUAAUCUAAUAGGAAUUUUUAUGUUGUAUUUGUGAUUUAGUUAAGAUAUAUCAUCGAUAAUGCUCGGUUUCUACUUUUUUGUAUAAAUACACUGUAUAAUAAG
Molecule: messenger RNA, 2797 nt
Organism: Lytechinus pictus (painted urchin)
Lineage: Eukaryota; Metazoa; Echinodermata; Echinoidea; Temnopleuroida; Toxopneustidae
Product: MAM and LDL-receptor class A domain-containing protein 1-like
Exons: 5
Coding region: 51-1184 (377 amino acids)
Cellular component (GO): membrane
Source: RefSeq, a predicted model, not a curated record